This is a messenger RNA of Adineta ricciae, 1854 nucleotides long. The record is from the annotation of a GenBank genome assembly. NCBI's taxonomy places the organism in Eukaryota, Metazoa, Rotifera, Eurotatoria, Adinetida, Adinetidae.
AUGGCAACAACCACUGAAACUAUCGAAGUACCAUCUUACGUUUCCGAUGAAGAAAAUAUAGAUGACAGUGUUUAUGCUGAACAUAAGAAGAGAGCAGCAAAGAAAUCACGAAUAUGGAUCAAAGAAAAAACAUUUAAUAAUGCUGGUGAAGCUGAACAUGCAAUUACUGAAGAAGGUGGUUGGAGUGAAUUUUACACCAAUACAACAGAUGAAGGUAAAAAGACAAUUUUCAGAUGCAACAAAGUUAAACUUCGUGGAAAACAAUGUGACGCCGGUAUUUAUCUUUUAUUUAAUUCUGCCAACGAAGAGGUUAUUCUAUUCCGCGAUAAGUCAGAUCAUACACAUGAUCUAAUACAACAAAAUUCUACAAAAAUUCCAAAUGACAUAAAGAUGGUUAUUAAAGAAUUUUACGAUUUAAAAUUGAAACCGAAAGCUAUCAUUGAAGCAUUGUAUGAACGAGGAAUUACAGCACCAAGUAUUAGACAAUUGAACAAUUUCUUAAGAACAUUAAAAACUGAAAGAUUUGGUUCAACAAAAAUAAGUCUUGGAGAAAUUGAAGAUUGGUGCAUACAGUCAAGUAAAACAAUUCCGGAUUCGGAUGAUACAGGCUUUGUGGUUUCAUAUGAAAUUAUUUAUGAUGAUGAUAACAAUAAUAGUGUGGAAGAUGGUGAUCAUGAUGAUGAUAAUGGAAAUAAAUUUCGAUUUUUUGUUUCAACAAAAAGACUCUUACGUAUUGCUUCAAUGUCAAAGAAAAUCCAUGCAGAUGCCACUUAUAAACUUAAUUGGCAGGGCUUUCCUGUGCUUGUCGUUGGUACGACAGAUCUAGAUCGACAUUUUCAUAGUUUUGGAGUUGCUGUUUGCUCGAACGAAAAAACUCAAGACUUCACAUUUAUUUUUCAAGCUCUUCAAGAUGGUGUAAAAAAACUUGAUUUACCUGAAAUUGAUCCAGAUGUUCUCAUCGCUGAUGGUUCAGAUGCAAUUCGCAAUGGAUUUGAAGCAGUAUUUGGUGAAAAAUAUACGGUAAUGUGCUGGGCUCAUAUGCGACGAAAGGUGGUAAAGAAAAUAGAAGCUAUGGUAGAGGAGAUAGAUCGAGAUGAUCUAAUAGAAGAUGUUGAAGCAUUACAGUUAGCACAAGGUGAACGGAUAUUUACAAAAGCCUCCAUUCUAUUUAUUAAAAAAUGGAAGAAGAAACAACCUACGUUUGUAGAAUAUUUUGAAAAUGAAUGGCUUGCUUCACACAAUGGUUGGUAUGAAGGUGUUCAACAUUUAACUCCAAGUACGAACAAUGCUUUAGAAGCAACUAACAGAGUUAUCAAGGAUGAAAAUACGUUUCGAGAACGUCUUCCAUUAUCCAGAUUCAAAGUUUUAACAUUUGAAAUUGUUGAAAAAUGGUCAAAGUUGUACGAACGAAACCUCAAACAAUUUUAUGAUAAACCAACUGUUACAUUAGAUAUAUGGACUAAAAGUUAUCAAUGGGCAAAAUUAAACAAAUCAAUUUUAUCAAACAAACUAGAUGAUGCUAUGGAAUAUUACGUACCAGCUGGAGAAGAAGUGAGUAUCUCAAUAAAUGCAAUUGAUAUAGUGAAGAAAAUGAAAUGGUAUUCUUUCGAUCAAUACAAAACUAAAGCCUUUAGCAUCUGGCGUGUUGUUUUGCCAAUGGAUGGUACAAAAUGGUUAGAUAGUCAAUGCAACUGUCCAGCAUUUUUUAAAAAAUUUAUGUGUAAACAUAUCGUUGGGCUGGCAAUUAGAUUGAAUUAUUGCAAACCACCACCUGCUGCAAAAAGUGUUAAAUUUGGAGAAAAAAGACGUCGAGGUCGACCAUCGAAAGCUAAAAAAGCUUUGCUUAUUCAAUAG